GGCCUGGCGUGGAUGUGCCACCAGGAGGGGCCGGACAGCUCUGUGAAGGGGGGCAUCCUGGCCGACGAGAUGGGCAUGGGCAAGACAAUCCAGGCGAUCAGCUUGAUGCUGGCCCGGAAGCAGAAGGCACCUUGCCUGGUCGUGUGCCCCAUGGCGGCCGUGAUGCAGUGGGUCUCCGAGAUCGAGCGCUUCACUACUGAGGGCGCCCUCCGCGUCAUGGUGUACCACGGCGUGGACAAGGCCUCAGUCAGGCGGCCGAGUUCCGGAAGUGUGACGUCGUGGUCACGACAUACCAGACUCUGGAGAACAGCUACCGCCGUGAGAUGGACAAGACGAGAGUGGAAUGCAAGUACUGUGGCAGGCUCUUCCAGCCCGACAAGCUGA
This is a messenger RNA of Prorocentrum cordatum, 384 nucleotides long. NCBI's taxonomy places the organism in Eukaryota, Dinophyceae, Prorocentrales, Prorocentraceae. The record is from the annotation of a GenBank genome assembly.